UAAGCAUGUGGACGCAUCGGAUGAUAAGGUGGACUAAAGCCUAUAAAUACGGCUGGCAGCCUCCCAACUCUGCUGCACCACCUGAUGAUCUCUGCUGCCUGAACCCCACCGUCCUCCCUUCUGAGUUUAACGUGUCAUUAUUUCGGUUCAACUCUUCUUAAAUUGGAAGAAGCGCCGUCAGAAGGGCCGUUUUAGGUCUUUUCAUGUGUGAAAUAAUCGCGUCCUCGAUCUAAUACGAUGUCUCCCUGUGCGUAAAAUGCCGCGGUCAGUGCGUCCUGGCGCGGACUGUUCUUUGGAAAAUGUGCGGUGUCAGUCGCGUUUACUUCACGCCCCGCUGCUGUGGAUCGGUGCUGAGCAGGAGUGGCAUCUCGGCGACAAAAUCUGGAUGAAAGAGCGUCCUUUAGAGCUCCGGCAUGCAUCGAGUAGUGAGAUCAUUGGCGUUAUAAAUAUCUCCGUGCCAGCAGAACAACUCCAGCUACUGCAGCCGGGGUAAUGCCCAGGAGCGCUGCAUGCGUGUGUGCGCACGGUUUGUGGUGGCCAAACCUCAGGAGCGACACCAACAAUGCUAGAAGUGGCCUAGCGGGUGUCUGCUUUUUGGAAGAAUGAAUGUUCCUCUUUAUCUUUUGACCGUCGCUCACUUGAUUUGCGCCGCCGCCGGAGCAGAGCACGUCUCUUUGGAGCGCCAACUUCUGGAGGAGGGGAUACGCUCUGGACGCAGGAUUUGCAGGCUCUACUGUAGGGUUGGCAUCGGCUUCCAUCUCCAGAUUCAUCCCGACGGCAGAGUCAACGGCAGCCAUGAGCCCAACCAGCUGAGUGUCCUGGAGCUCUUUGCGGUUUCUCAGGGGGUCAUCGGUAUCAAAGGGGUCUACAGUAACAGAUUCCUGGCCAUGAAUAAAAGAGGACGGCUCUACGCCACUGAGUGGUUCACAGAGGACUGUAAGUUCAGGGAACGUUUCCAGGAGAACAGCUACAACACGUACGCCUCAGUAAUCUACAGGAACCACAGGACUGGUCGCGAGUGGUUCGUGGCCCUCAAUAAGAGAGGGAAAGCUAAAAUGGGCUCCAGCCCACGGGUCAAAUCCCAGCAUGUCUCCACUCAUUUCUUGCCCAGGGUCAGCCUGCACGACAACAGCGAGCGAGGCUUCACCAUCACAGACAGGAGCAAAGAGAGGAGGAAAACCCCGCCGCCUCCACCGCCCAAACCUCCUCUGGCGAAGGCAGUCCAUGCAGGAACAGCAGCGAGACGUACGCAAGUCAAGUACUGGCCCAAGUAUCGGUUUGGAUAGAUGUCCUAUAGGGUUUGGCUGUAUCUGAAGGAUACAAGGCUCAUAGACGUUGGACAUACAGUAUAAGUGAUCAACGUGCCGAAAAAUAUUGAUAAUGGUCAUUUAUGACGUUCAAAGCAUUCCGGGUAUCUAUGAAGUGUGUGAAAAGCCUCAAAGUGUGUGUACAUGGAGUAAUUCGUUAGUGCCCCUGC
Etheostoma cragini (Arkansas darter) is the source of this 1477-nucleotide messenger RNA. It is a transcript of the gene fgf5, whose product is annotated as fibroblast growth factor 5. The transcript is spliced from 3 exons. NCBI's taxonomy places the organism in Eukaryota, Metazoa, Chordata, Actinopteri, Perciformes, Percidae. The record is from RefSeq and is a predicted model, not a curated record. Gene Ontology annotation, cellular component: cytoplasm. Bases 603 to 1286 code for a protein of 227 amino acids. Gene Ontology annotation, biological process: fibroblast growth factor receptor signaling pathway; cell differentiation; animal organ morphogenesis. Gene Ontology annotation, molecular function: fibroblast growth factor receptor binding; growth factor activity.